AUGUGCAAUCAAGCCAACGUGGCCUCCUCCCCUGACCUUCAUGGCAAGAGUUGCUGGGCGCUGCUACGGACACUCAAUCCGCUGCUAGCUGUGGUAGAGCCACGACGCUUCCUCGCCGUCAUUAAGCCACUCGUCCGCGAGGAGGACUUUUCAUUGGUCGUCCAGUAUCUUGUCUCGAUUAGAUUUCCUAUCCGCUUCAGUGUAGUGAUAGGCGAUGGUGAGAUGGAUAGUGAAGGCGAUGGUCAGUCCUCGCCCACUGCAGGCACGAUUGCACGCCCCGAUGCCUCGAGCGUCGAAAUCGAGGCCACAAAUAUUUCUCUGAUGCCCGAAGACGAAAAGACGCUCGACGUAGAUACCAUUGAAAGCGCUCGAUCUUUCAGAGAGCUUUUCUUGAAGAAUCUGCGCCCUAACUUUAGCAUCAUGACAGCAGUUAAGGGCCCUACUGAGGAUUCGUUGCGCCUUAUUGCCUCGGCGACGAGUGAAAGGUUUCUUUGCCCUUGUUUCCUGUAG
Messenger RNA from Mitosporidium daphniae, 510 nucleotides. RefSeq lists its product as uncharacterized. The record is from RefSeq and is a predicted model, not a curated record. Lineage: Eukaryota; Fungi; Microsporidia. The coding region runs from base 1 to 510 and encodes 169 amino acids. The transcript is spliced from 2 exons.